AUGUCUGUAAACAUACCACAAAUGGACUGGUACCCGCCCAAGUGGAACGCAGCUGAUAUUCCUCCUCAUCUGCUCAUGUCUGGGCCGCCCCCAGAAACGCCAUCAUCUUCAGAUCCAGAGCCAAACGAAAUCUUUGACAGAUUAAAAUGGUCUGUUCUAGAUCACCCAUCACACGGACAAGUCUGCGUACACGAUGAUAAAGGAGCAUUGCAAUGGCAAACACAGCAUCUACGACCAGCCCCCUUACUUAUUGAAAACACAAACGACGAACACAUUUCUGUUGAAAAGCUUGUUCAUGCUGUUUACAACUAUGCAAUUCCCUUGCGUCAAAUGCUCAUCCGAUGCGCGGAUAUAAGAGAUCCGUUGGAACAAGACCACGCAAAGUUUUAUUUUGAUGGGAUCUCUGGAGGGUCUGGAGGUGGAGAUGGAUGGGCAACAGGGUUUUGCGGUCAAUGUUAUUGA
This is a messenger RNA of Bipolaris maydis ATCC 48331, 462 nucleotides long. RefSeq lists its product as uncharacterized. NCBI's taxonomy places the organism in Eukaryota, Fungi, Ascomycota, Dothideomycetes, Pleosporales, Pleosporaceae. The record is from RefSeq and is a predicted model, not a curated record.